This is a messenger RNA of Drosophila grimshawi, 588 nucleotides long. Its product is annotated as short coiled-coil protein. Gene Ontology annotation, cellular component: trans-Golgi network. The record is from RefSeq and is a predicted model, not a curated record. The coding region runs from base 68 to 475 and encodes 135 amino acids. Lineage: Eukaryota; Metazoa; Arthropoda; Insecta; Diptera; Drosophilidae. The transcript is spliced from 2 exons.
UAUCUUCUAAUAAAAUAAAGAAUUGAAGUUAAUUUAUAACGGUCCAGGCAUAAACACAUUUUUAACGAUGUCCAUAAUUAACAACGACGACAACAUAAUGGCGAUUGAUGAGGAUCCACAGGUUAUUAUCAACGAUGAUGAGCCGUCAACAGCGCAUAAUAUUGCAAAUGGUCGCUCCAUGGAUUCGCUGCGCUCUUCGUUCACUAAUCACAGCUCAACGCCAGACUCCUCACAUAAUUCACUGGACACGAUUGACGUAGGCCCGGAUGACAUUCAGGAAAAAUCGCGUUUGAUUACCCAAGUGUUGGAGUUGCAGAACACAUUGGACGAUCUCUCCCAACGCGUUGACUCCGUAAAGAAUGAGAAUCUGAAAUUGCGUUCGGAGAAUCAAGUGCUGGGACAAUACAUUGAAAAUCUGAUGUCAGCCUCAUCGGUCUUCCAAUCGACCAGUCCGAGUGCCUCGAAAAAGAAGUGAAAACCGGAGAUGCAGAGAAACCCACACUCAACAAAAUAUAUGCCUUGUCAUUCAUACAUUAAUAGCUUGUGUUAAAAUGCUGCAAAUUAAUUGGUGUUUGCUAAUCUGUCGAA